AUGUCGUAUAUAGACUUCCACGAACAGGAUAAGAUCCGUGAUACACUAUAUCCUGAGGUCAAGCAAGUACUGCAAAGGCUUACAGGAGCGUCGAUCGUUCAUAUCUGGUCGCAUGUGGUCCGUGGAAAAUAUGCAGAUGGUCGAAAGCCGAGUGAAAAAGCUCACAUCGGUAAGAACACUCAACCAGAGCCCCAAGACCUUACUUUUGACCUUCGCUUCCCAGACACGGCAGAGAGCUGGCGUGAAGAUUUGUUUCGACAGUACUGUACAAAGCCCAAUUCAAAGGUUGUGCCAUCGCACAAAUAUGAGUUCUACAAGUAUAUAAUCCAUCUACAUGCCGUUCGUGGUACACCCGGCUGA
Molecule: messenger RNA, 360 nt
Organism: Aspergillus vadensis CBS 113365
Lineage: Eukaryota; Fungi; Ascomycota; Eurotiomycetes; Eurotiales; Aspergillaceae
Exons: 2
Coding region: 1-360 (119 amino acids)
Source: RefSeq, a predicted model, not a curated record